Molecule: messenger RNA, 1044 nt
Organism: Solanum pennellii
Lineage: Eukaryota; Viridiplantae; Streptophyta; Magnoliopsida; Solanales; Solanaceae
Exons: 4
Coding region: 1-1044 (347 amino acids)
Molecular function (GO): zinc ion binding
Source: RefSeq, a predicted model, not a curated record
AUGGGUGUGAAACUUUAUUUUGAAGUAAAAAAGAAUGCAUCUGGAAUCGGCAUGUAUCCGCUUUGUGUUGAUACAACUGAUAAAAUUGUUGGGGAGAUACGUAAUUUUGAUUGUUCAUCAGCCCUAAGACCGUUGAUAAGAGGGUUCGACUACUACAGGCCUGUAGUUGUAGUGGACGUUGCACAUCUUGGCGGGGCUUACAAGGGUACUUUUGUAUCAGCAAGCACACUCGAUGGUGCAGUAUGCAUAUUGCCAUUGGCAUAUGGUGUUGUAGACACUGAAAACAUGUGUAUUGUAUCAGAUAGAAAUGAAAGUAUCAUAAAGAGUGUAAGCAUUGUGUACCCAAAUGUACCUCAUUGUGCAUGCAUAUGGCAUCUUUGGAAGAAUGUAUGUUCAAGUUUCAAAAGGAGUAAAAACACACUAAGUGAUAUAUUUUACUCAAUGGCAAAAGCAUACAGAAAGGAAGAUUUUGAUAAAUUAAUGGCUAAGGUUGUGAAAGUUGAUCAUAGGGUGAAGGAUUACCUUGAAGAUGCUGGUUAUGAGAAGUGGUCAGGAGUUCAUUCAACCAUAAACAGAGGUAGAAUGAUGACUUCGAACAUCGCUGAGCGUAUCAAUGGAUGCCUUGUCGAUGCACGUAAGUUAACUAUAAUAGACUUCUUGGAGGAAGCUAGACUUCUAUUUGGUAGUUGGAACUAUAAACAUAGAGAAAUAGCGUCAUAUCCAAAGAACACAUUGGGCCGACGAUUUGAGGAGAUAUUAAUUGUAAACGCAUCUAAAAGUUCAAAGAUGAAGGUUGUUCCAUCAUCUGAAUAUAUUUUCACAGUUCAUGAAGCCGGAAAAAGAUACAUUGUAUGCCUUGAGAGGAAAACUUGCACAUGUGGAAGGUUUCAACAUGAUGAGAUACCUUGCGCACACGCAAUUGCAGUUUUGAAGCACAAGAAUGUUACAAAUUUGCACCCAUAUUGCUCUGAUUACUACAAGCCGUAUGCAUUAGAAAAAACGUACGAGGUUGUAAUGGUUCCAAUGCCAGAUAAGGAUGAUUGA